AUGGCUGCUGCAGUAUCUUCUUCCACUUUAACUCCUCCUGGUGCUCCCGUUGUUCCUAGCGCCCCUGUUAUUCCUGGUGCUCCUAAUGUACCUUUGAUUAAUCCUCAACUUACUGUAGAGCAAGCUGCUGCUCAAUUUGGUGUUUCUCCCGCAGCACUUCAAACGUCUGCCUCGAUUUACGUUGGUGAACUUGAUCCUUCUGUAACUGAAGCGAUGCUUUUUGAAAUGUUUAAUAAAGUGGGACCAGUUGCUAGUAUUCGUGUGUGCAGAGAUGCCGUUACAAGAAGAUCACUUGGUUAUGCUUACGUUAAUUUUCAUAAUGUUGUCGAUGCCGAACGAGCACUCGACACUUUAAAUUAUACUGUCAUCAAGAACAAACCGUGCCGUAUCAUGUGGUCUCAACGUGAUCCCGCACUUCGUAAAACUGGUACAGGAAAUAUUUUUAUUAAAAAUCUUGAUAAAUCAAUUGAUAAUAAAGCUCUCCAUGAUACUUUCUCGGCCUUUGGAAAUAUUUUAAGUUGCAAAGUUGCUAUUGAAGAUGGGGCUUCUAAAGGUUUUGGAUUUGUUCAUUAUGAAACUGGUGAAGCUGCCGACAGUGCUAUUAAGCAUGUAAAUGGGAUGUUACUUAACGAUAAAAUAGUUUACGUCGGACAUCAUAUUCCUAAAAAAGAACGACAAUCUAAACUUGAAGAAAUUAAAGCCAAAUUCACUAAUAUCUAUGUAAAGAAUUUAGAUACCGGAAUAAGUUUAGAAGAAUUCCGUAAUAUCUUUUCUAAAUUUGGAAUGAUCACUUCAGCAGUUAUUUCCACUGAUGAAGCAGGAAAUUCCAAAGGUUUUGGAUUUGUUAAUUUCGAAAAUCAUGAAGAAGCAGCCAAUGCAGUAAAUGAACUUCAUGAUACGGAAUUAAAUGGUAAACAAUUAUUUGUAGCUCGAGCUCAAAAAAAGUAUGAACGUGAAGAGGAGUUAAGAAAGCAAUACGAACAUGCCAAAUUGGAAAAACAAAAAAAAUAUCAAGGAGUAAAUCUUUAUAUAAAAAAUCUUGAAGACGAUGUAGAUGAUGAAAAAUUACGGCAAGAAUUUUCCAUUUAUGGUGUUAUAACGAGCGCAAAGGUGAUGAGAGAUGAACGACAACAAUCUAAAGGGUUUGGAUUCGUAUGUUUUUCAACUCCUGAUGAAGCAACUAAAGCUGUAACUGAAAUGAAUGGUCGUAUGAUUGGUAAUAAACCAAUAUACGUUGCAUUGGCUCAAAAAAAAGAAGUCAGAAAAUCACAAUUAGAAGCUCAAAUUAAUCAAAGAAACCAACUUCGUAUGCAACAACAAGCGGCGGCUUCUGCUUACGGUAUGCCAGUUGGAUACGCUACUCAUCCCGGAUCAUACGGAAUGAGAACUGGUCGUCCAGCUAAUCAUUUUUAUGGAAUGUUAAAUGUUGUUUCUGGUACGACACCUAAUAUCUGUGCCCCUAAUAAUAAUUUCGGGCAAAUGGUUAAUAAUCGUCCUAACGGUAGACCACAGAAUAACCUAUCUCAAAAUAAUUCAGGAGGAAGAGGAAAUCUUAAUUCUAAUCGUGGGAAUGGAUCAACAUCAUCUGCUGUAACUGCAGUUUUUGAUACUCGUAAAUUAGCUGGAAUUUCACAAGAGGCUCAGAAACAAUACAUCGGGGAACAAAUUUUCCCCAAAAUUUCAGCUCGUCAACCAGAAUUGGCUGGAAAAAUUACUGGAAUGUUAUUAGAAAUGGAUAAUGGAGAAUUGUUACAUUUACUUGAGAAUCAACAAGCUCUCGAUGCUAAAAUAAUGGAGAUCACCAAACUUCUUAAUCCUAUUAUCAUAGAUUUUAAUAGCAGAAAAAUAACUUUAGAAGACGGUCUCGGUUUUUUCGAUCAAAUUAAAGAUCAACUAUUUGCAAAACUCGUAAUUGAACUUAGAAUUCGAAAAAUUUGGGGAUAUUAUAAUAUAACCUUUAAUAAAUUAAUUGAAUAUAUGCGUGUACAAAUAGAAAGUUAUGUUAGUUUCGUUGAGGAAAUUCCCCAAUAUCCAAUUGAUAUAGAAAAUUUUAUAAAAUCUCACGAAAACGCAUUCAGAAUUUUUGAUAAAAAUGUUAACUUUAAGUAUAUCGCUGCUAUGGUAAUUAAGAUAAGGAUACUUGAUUUUUGGGGAUUUAAAAAAAUCAAAUUCGAAGAUAUUAAAUCAAUUUAUAAUAAUCAUGAUGAUAAUCAAAAAAAAGACUUUAUUCAAAAUUCCAUCAAAGAAUAUUUUUCAAGAGGGAGCAAAGAAACCACCGUGAAUUUCGAUAAACUUGGAAAAUUGAAAUUCUUUCUCUUCCUACAUGAUCAAAAUCAAAAUUUGAUGACCGAAGAAACGAAAAAAUAUUUCGCCAUAGCAAAAAAUGUUAAUGAAACUAAAAGAUAUUUCGCUAUUGCAAAAAAUGUUAAUACUUUAAACGAACAUCUUGGUGAAUAUCUUCGUAUAUUUCCCGUUCCAUUUCAUCAUAUGGAUGAAAAUUCUGUUAUAAAAUGUAAAAAUAAACAUAAUAAUGAUCCUAUUGAAUAUAGAAGUAAUUUAAUACCGAAGGAAUUUAUUGUGGUUGUUCAAUCGGAAAACAACACUCCGUAUCAAGUAACAGUGGCAUCGGAUUAUGAAAAUGCAAAAUAUAAUAUAAAUAUUUGUGAUUCGCUUAUGGACCGUGCAAAUGCCGCGGAAGCCAAUAUUAAAAUUUUGAAAAGAAGAAUUGAACACGGCGAAAGAUCUCGAGAAAAAGAAAACUAUGUAACAUUCUUAAGAUUUAUUACUGUUUUGGAAAACAUAAGAGAUUUUAUAAAAAUGUUACUUCUCAAAGAAUUUUUACUUCGACCACGAAUAUAA
This is a messenger RNA of Diversispora eburnea, 2859 nucleotides long. The record is from the annotation of a GenBank genome assembly. NCBI's taxonomy places the organism in Eukaryota, Fungi, Glomeromycota, Glomeromycetes, Diversisporales, Diversisporaceae.